AUGACUCCAUGUUUAUUACGUCUAAAGAGGUUAUGCGGUAAAAGCUCUGUGCGUGCGGACGUUUCACGACGAAUUUUUGUACUCUACAUUAAAACCAAUCAGUCAAGAUGACGAUUGGCAAAAACAAUAAGAUGCUGCAGCAUAUCAACUAUCGAGUUAGGAUCAUCCUACAAGAUUCUCGAACAUUUAUAGGCACAUUCAAGGCCUUCGACAAGCACAUGAACUUGAUACUUGGUGACUGUGAAGAAUUUCGUAAGAUCAAGCCGAAGAACACGAAGCAGCCAGAAAGAGAAGAGAAGCGUGUGCUGGGCUUUGUGCUUCUACGCGGCGAGAAUAUCGUUUCCUUAACAGUCGAGGGUCCACCGCCUCCCGAGGAAGGAUUGCCGAGAGUACCGAUUCCAGGAGCCGCACCAGGACCGGGUAUGGCUCGUGCUGCUGGAAGAGGUAUGCCAGCGAACGUUGCGGGAGUGCCGGCUGGACUGCAGGGACCCGUCAGGGGUGUCGGAGGCCCCUCCCAACAGAUCAUGACACCUGGCAGCAGAGGUCAGGUCUCGGCACCACCUCAGAUACAUCCUGGUGGCCCGCCGCGUAUGCCAGUCGGUGGACCGCCACCGGGCAUGAUGGGACCGCCGGCUGGAAUGAUGGGUAUGCCACCCGGAAUGCCGCCUAUAGGACGUGGUGGUCCACCAAUGGGACCACCUGGCAUGAGAGGCCCGCCUCCAGGUUUGAUGCGCGGCGGUCCACCUCGCCCGUACUAGUAACUGGAUUAUCAAAAACUUUCAUAAAAAUAUAAUUAGAAAUAAGAAAUUCUUUUGUAAUAUUAAUGCAUCGUACUCUUCAAUCCUUGUAAAACUCUGGUGUGAAUAUAUAACAGUUUUAUAAAAUUAAGAUUCAUAAGAAAUAAUAAAGUCUGCUCAGAUAACGCUCAAA
Messenger RNA from Wasmannia auropunctata (little fire ant), 930 nucleotides. RefSeq names its product small nuclear ribonucleoprotein-associated protein B (gene SmB). The record is from RefSeq and is a predicted model, not a curated record. Gene Ontology annotation, molecular function: RNA binding. Gene Ontology annotation, cellular component: U1 snRNP; U2 snRNP; cytoplasm. NCBI's taxonomy places the organism in Eukaryota, Metazoa, Arthropoda, Insecta, Hymenoptera, Formicidae. The coding region runs from base 108 to 758 and encodes 216 amino acids. Gene Ontology annotation, biological process: mRNA splicing, via spliceosome. The transcript is spliced from 3 exons.